Messenger RNA from Miscanthus lutarioriparius, 822 nucleotides. Lineage: Eukaryota; Viridiplantae; Streptophyta; Magnoliopsida; Poales; Poaceae. The record is from the annotation of a GenBank genome assembly.
AUGGUUGUUGGUGAGGCGGCCGCCGCCGCCGGCAACGAGAUGAGCCUGUCCAACAUGGUGUUGGGCUUCUACGAGGAGGCCGAGAGGGAGAGGUGGCCGGAGGAGGCCGCCUCUACCGCCGGCGAUGGCAGCGACGACGACGACGAAGGGUCCAGCGCCAGCGGCGGGCGCGCCGUGAGCGCGGCGUUCUGGCGGGAGCAGCUACCGCUGCUGCAUGCAGCGCUGGCCAAGACGAGCUCCGCGGAGAGCCGGAUCCGAGCGGACACGGAGGAGGCCGUGGGGCAGAUGCGCGCCACGCCCGGCGGCGUCUGCUCCUGCGCGACCCGCGCGGCCCCGGCCGCGGCCGCGGCCGCAGGAGGCUGCCGGGGCUGCGCGCUCCGCUUCGUCGCCGAGCGGCUGCGCGACGCCGGCUACAACAGCGCCAUCUGCAGGUCCAAGUGGUCCCGCACUCCGGAAAUCCCCUCAGGGGAGCACAGCUACGUGGACGUGGUGGCGCCGACGAGGAGCGGCAAGGCGGUACGCGUGGUGGUCGAGCCCAGCUUCCGCUCCGAGUUCGAGAUGGCGCGGGGCGGCGCAGAGUACAGGGCGCUGGUGGCCGCGCUGCCGGACCUGUUCGUGGACCGCUCGGAGAAGCUGCGGGCCGUCGUCAGGGUCUUGUGCGACGCGGCCAGGCAGUGCACGCACCGAGAGCGGCAUGCACAUGGCGCCCUGGAGGAAGCACCGGUACAUGGAGGCCAAGUGGCUCGGCACGCCGGAGCACGUCGCGCCGGGCGGCGGCACCGGAGCCGGAGCGGCGGCGGCGGCGGUCGUCGGCUCGCCUGA